AUGUGGCCGUCUACAGCAGCAGCGCCUUCCAGCUGCCCAGCAGACUUCCCACAGCUGUGGCACUCGUUUGUCAACACCUUAGUGGACGUGCUGCAUGCGCAAGGCCCUGCCGCUCCUCGGCAGCCGCAGGCGCCGCAGCGACCGCCGCCGCAUGUGCUGCCCGCUGUUCCGCGCCUGGUGGCCAUUGGCGACCUGCACGGCGACCUGCGCAAGGCGCGGCGCGCCUUCCGCCUGGCAGGCCUCAUAGACGAGCAGGACCGGUGGGCGGGAGGCACGACCACCGUGGUGGGUGAUCUGCUGGACCGCGGCGACCAGGAGCUGCCGCUGCUCUUCUUCCUGGAGCGGCUGCAAGGCCAGGCCGCUGCGGCGGGCGGCGCGCUGCACGUGCUCAACGGCAACCACGAGACGAUGAAUGUGGCGGGGCAGUUUCGAUAUGUCACGCACCGCGGCAUGCACAGCUUUGCCGACUGGCUGCACGGCCACACCCUGGAGACAGCUCUCAAGGCCAAGUGCGGCUGCCAGGCAGCUGCCUCGGGCCUGCGCCAGCUGCUGCGCCAGCAGCAGGACCACCUGCACAACCGCGGCCCCGGCCACCACCAGUACCCGCCCAACCCCGCCGCCGCCGCGCGCAUCCUGGCACUGCAGCCGGGGGGCGAGGUGACGCGGCGAUUCCUGGCCCCCAACCCAGUGGUGCUGCAAGUGGGGUCCACCCUGUUUGUGCACGGAGGCGUGCUGCGCCAGCAUGUCGACUACGGGCUGGAACGCAUCAACCGAGAGACGCAGGAGUGGAUGCUGAAGGGCAGCGCGGGCGAGAAGCCGCGGUUCCUGUCUGGGCGCGGCGCGGUGGUGUGGUCCCGCCACUACAGCGCCGCCGCCGCCGACCGCUGCGACUGCGGGCAGCUGGCCGAGGUGCUGGGGAGGGUGCCGGGGGCGCAGCGCAUGGUGGUGGGGCACACCAUCCAGGAGGGCGGCAUCAACAGCGCCUGCCAAGGCAGGGUGCUGCGCAUCGAUGUGGGGCUGUCGCGCGGCUGCGGGAACGGCAGCCCAGAGGUGCUUGAGAUAGUGAAUGACAGCGUGGUGAGGCGGCUGAGUGAGAGUCAGCAGGAGAAUGUGGUUCCCGCUGAGCCGCCAUACCAGCAGCAGCCCAAGCCCGUCCCUGAACAGAAGCCGCAGGGGCAGGUGGCGGCGGCCACGAUAGCCAGCACACAAACGCCGGAGCUCGCCCGCCCUGCAGCAGCGCUUCAGAACAGGCAGCAGCCCGCCUAG
Molecule: messenger RNA, 1266 nt
Organism: Chlorella variabilis
Lineage: Eukaryota; Viridiplantae; Chlorophyta; Trebouxiophyceae; Chlorellales; Chlorellaceae
Exons: 6
Coding region: 1-1266 (421 amino acids)
Molecular function (GO): hydrolase activity
Source: RefSeq, a predicted model, not a curated record